Messenger RNA from Mirounga angustirostris (Northern elephant seal), 8146 nucleotides. RefSeq names its product selectin P ligand (gene SELPLG). The record is from RefSeq and is a predicted model, not a curated record. Gene Ontology annotation, biological process: leukocyte tethering or rolling. Gene Ontology annotation, cellular component: plasma membrane. NCBI's taxonomy places the organism in Eukaryota, Metazoa, Chordata, Mammalia, Carnivora, Phocidae. The transcript has 3 exons. Bases 3141 to 4376 code for a protein of 411 amino acids.
UGUGAACAGUUCCCUACUCCACUCCCCACGCAGAAGCAACAGAGGAGUGAAAUGCAAGCAGACAGGCCCCCCGCCCAGCUGGGGUGAACACCCUCACAUGGCAGCUACAAGCAUUUUCACCCAUCGGCUAAGGGCAGGAAGAUGUAUGGGAAAGAGAAGGGCCGCCCAUCCUUGGGCCACCCAGAGAUGAGCGCUGUGAGCAUUUCCUUCGGUACCUCCUCCGAGCACCCACCCACAGCUGAAAGUGCCGUUCACACAUCCUUAUACCUGCUUUUCCACUGAUGAGGUGUGAGCGCUCUGGACGCGUUCAGCGUGCAUGCGACUUUCACGCCCGGAUCACGCUCUGAGGGGCAGGUUUCCAAUAGGACGGGACUUGUAUGUUUUUUCCGGGGUUUCUGAAGGCAUCCUGGGAGCCCUUUUUUGGGCUCCGUCUAUAGAAGUGGAAACCCGCUCGCUUUGAAUGCUUGACUCUCAUAGGUGGUAGGGGUCAUGAGAUGCGGUUUUUCUGGUCUUCGAACAGACGACACGAGCUGGAAUCCUCGUAGUGAUAUUUGCUGCUCAAGUCUUACCUUGAAAUCACCCACCUGCCCCUGAGUUCUUCCCUUCCCUUUCACAGACAGCUGGCUGGUGUGCAGGGAAGACUCACUGCGGGCAGGUACUGAGCCAGCACCAUCGCAGGCCAGGGGGUGAGACAGGGGGCUUCUUUUCCGGCUGCCUGGGCCUGGCUCUGCCCCCUACUCUGUGUGUGACCUUGAGCAAGGCACAGCCUCGCUUUGAGCCUCAGUUUCCCCAAAAGACUGCUCUGAGCGUUAUAUGAGCUGAUAAUGCACAGCGUCUGGCAUGUGGCAGAGGCCAAGGAAACGUUAAGCAUUGUAUUACGGGAGGAAGCCGAGGCUCGAGAGAAGAGACUUUUCCAAGGUCAUGCAGCUCCUAGGAGGCCAGUUAUCAGCCCCCUGGCCUUGAGUGUUGUCCCCUGUAGGGCCCUGCUCCUGGAUGGUUUUCAAAGCUCACAGAUGGCAUAAAGGACCAGGGGCGGGUCUGUGGUAUGGUUUCCUUUUCCCCAGGUUGUGCCCGACCCUCCUGAGAAGCAGCUUUGUGGCUGCAUCUGGGACAGGGAGGAAGGGAUGCAUCUGGGGGAUGUGGGACUCUGCGUCUGCUUGCUCCGGAACCGCCCCCGCAAUUCUCCCACCUCAGUGCUGCAGGUGGGGUAACAGCCUCCGACGCCGCCCCAUUCAGAAUUUAGCAAAUGACCAGCUCCCCCUGGCCCCAUGGCCUGGAAGGGGCUGGGCCCCACUCUAGGGUGACCAAGUCAUUUUGGUUUGCCAGGGACUUACCCAGUUUUAAGCCUGACCCAGAGCCCCUUCAGUCCCAGGCAGACUGGGAAGGUAGGUCACCCUCCCAUGUCCUCUGUAUCUUUAGGACCUCGCCGUUGGUUUCAGAACUGUGGAUCUGGUGAUGGGCUUUGGUUCAGGAUGAGCUGGAUUGGAGGGUGAGGGGUGGGGGCCCAAGGCAGUCCCCAGCAGAGGGACUGUCCUGUCUCCAAUGUACUUGUGGACUCAGGAUAAACCAUCUAUCUGGAAUGCCUAUCACCUGAGAGUGGCCUCCAGCCCCGGCAGGGGUCUGUUCAGUUUCUCAAUCCCUGCUCCUGAGGGCUGGCUAUUUCCAAACCUGCUGGGGGAGAGUGGGAAGUUCUAACAUUCUCACCCUUUUGGGGUCUCAGUGUUCCUGUCUCUAUAUAGACCGGGGGAGUUUUGGGCCGCUUCUAGAACAGAAGUUCUUUUUUUUUUUUCUCUAGGAUUGUAUUCAUCCAUUUAUUUGAGAGAGGGAGAGAGAGAAAGCACAAGGUGGGUGGAGGGGCAGAGGGAGAGGGAAAGGGAGAGGCAGACUCUCCACCGAGCAGGGAUCCCGACGCGGGGCUCGACCCUGGGAUCAUGACCUGAGCUGAAGGCAGAUGCUUAACCAACUGAGCCACCCAGGCGACCCUGGAAUGGAGGUUCUGUCGUGGUGAACACCCACUGGGCCUCCUGUUAUCAUUUUAAAACAACCUGUAUGUAAGGCAGUGUGUGAACCCCUGUCUGCCUAUGUCCCGCACCCCACCUUGUACAGAGCCACAGGCCAGACCCUGGGAGAUGAUGCUUUCCUUCACUGUCUUGAGUGUUCUGGGCUUUCUUAUGUCUCCGGGCCUUUGGCCAUGCUGUGCCCUCUGCCUGGGAUGCCUUUACUUUUCUCCUGGGCUGCUCACCCAGCCCACCCUUGUCAUCCUCUGUGCCACUUCUUGGAAGAUUCUCCUGACAAACCCCUCUCCUGCCCAGGAAGGGGUAGGGGCCCCUCCCUAGCUCACCACAGGGUGACAUCCCUGUGUGUAAUGGUCUGUUCACUUUUUCACCUGCUGGCUUCCCCACCAGAUGAAGAGCUACGGGAGGACCUGAGCCUGGAAUUGCUUGCCUUUUGGAUCUCAGAGCCCCCAGCCUGGGGUGCCAGGGUUGGCAAAACGAACGAGUCAGCAUGGGGAAAUAAAAUAAGCAGGUCUUGCCCCGGUGGAAUUUGCCAUGCAGCUCCUCAGAGCACUUACUGCUUGUGGCUAAAAGGAUCACCUGUGCACCUAGAGAUGGAUCCUGAAAGAAUGGCUGCAUCAUAUUUGCAAACCUCAGGAAAGUCUGUGUUCCGUGGCUUCUCCCACCCUGAUUCCCAACUUGGACAAGGAUCUAGAACCAUCCUUAUUUGCAUCUGGUCCCUCCCUUCCUUCCAGGGUGGGCUCCCCCUCACCCCUACUUCCCAUCACCGUGGGGUCAUGCCUCUCAACCAGCCCUUCCCAGAAAGCUUGCAUGUGGUUUUUGGCAUGCACGUGGUUACCAGAACCCAAGAGGCUCAGCAGGUCCCAGGCUCCCACUACCCACCCCGUCUCAAUCCACACUGCCACCAAAGCUGUCACAAACAAGGGGGUGUGGGCCGUCACGUGGCCGCGUCUGAAUAACCACAUUCUCGCUUCCUUCUUUCACACAGGCUGUUGAGGGUUGGCGGGGUCCGGGGUCCACAGCAGUGCUCUGGCAGCGUGGGCCCCAUCCCGGUCGCUAAGGGAGAGAAGCCACUUCUCCUGGGCCCACGAGGCAGCUGUUGCCUGCUCUGCUGAGCACGGUGCCAUGCCUCUGCAAGUCCUCCUGCUUCUGAUUUUGCUGGGUCCUGGCAGCAGCCUCCAGCUGUGGGAGCUAGAGAAGGAUGGAGCCCAGGAGGCCCCAGACGCCCCGCUUGCCCGGGGCCGGAGACAAGUGGAUGAGGACCAUGAAGUGGACUCAUAUGACUAUGUCACAGAAGGCACAGAGCCUCCAGAAAUGCUUACACAUGAACCUAGGUCUUUGGCCCUGACCCCUAACAUUCUGGCUGAGUUGGCAACAUUGGGGCAUGGAACUCCUGAGCCAGCUACUCUGGAGGCAGCCACACGGGACUCUGCUGGCCUGGACACAGGAGGGGUGGCCCUAGGGAAUCUGAGCAUGGAAGUGGUCACACAGGUGAUUCCUGUCACAACGGACACACUGACCAAAGAACCAGCCACUACAUUACCUCCCAUCACAGAAGCUCAAUCCACAGAGGGGGCUCCAUCCACAGAGCUGGCCACCACUGAGGCCCCGUCCACAGAGCCAGCAGCCACAGAGGCACCGACCACACAACCUGUGGCCACAGAGGCCCCGUCCAUGGAGUCUACUGUCAUGGAGACCCUGUCUACGGGGCCAGAAGCCACAGACGCCCUGUCCACGGAGCCCACUGCCACAGAGGCCCUGCCCAUGGAGUCUACUGUCAUGGAGAUUCUGUCCACGGAGCCAGAAGCCACGGAUGCCCUGUCCACGGAGCCCACUGCCACAGAGGCCCUGUCCACAGAUCCAGCCACCACAAAGGUCCCAUCCACAGGACCUGCCACCAUAGGGCGCCUAACCACGGUCCUUCUUGUGACCUCUGAUCCUCAAAACAGCACCACUGUGGCAGGAGGCAAUUUGCUUGAUGUCCUCACCAAACGAUGGGAAAAUCGGCAGCAUCUCUCCCCACAGAGCUCUGUGGCCCCCAUCCCCACAGGGGCCCUGGACCGCAUCCCCGUGAAGCAGUGCUUGCUGGCCAUCCUCAUCCUGGCCUUCAUAGCCACGACUUUUCUCGUGUGCACAGUGGUGCUGGCCGUCCGCCUCUCCCGCAAGAAUCACAUGUACCCAGUGCGCAAUUAUUCCCCCACCGAGAUGGUCUGCAUCUCAUCCCUGCUGCCUGAGGGGGGCGAAGUGCCCACGGCCACGGCCAAUGGGGGCCUGCCCAAUGCCAAGAGCCAGGGCCUAAAGGCAGAGCCUGCGGAGGGCCGAGAUGGGGACGACCUCACCUUGCAGAGCUUCCUCCCUUAACUCCUCCGUUCGUCCAUGAGAGCAGGACCCGGGCCUCCUGGCUCCCUCCAAGGCCCGCCGGGCCACAACCAAGCACCCAGGCUCUGUUCCAGGUCUGGGUUUCCUUGGGGCCCCCUGGGGAUGGGGACCUUUAGAACAGGGCCCCUGGUUGGCCCACAGGACCGAAAGCGGCUGAAUUCUUGCAGCCAAAGCAGGAUUGGUGAGCCAGACGCCUUGUCCUCCCCCUCCAGAGGAGGCCAGAGAGAUCCCUCCACCUCCCUGUCUCCCACCUGUCUGGGCUCCCUCUAAUGCUCCCACUGCUGAGGUCUCAUCCCCAUGCACCCAGGGAAGACCCAGAGGCUUCUGGUUGCUGUCACUCUACAGGAAGGGGGCAUUUGGGGGAGGAGUGCUGGGUUCCUGAGGCCAUUCCUGGUUACCCCCCCGCCUUGGGGGCAGCUUGGGUUUUCUUGGGCGUUUCCCCAGGGAGCCCAGGGUGAGAUCCUGGCCUGUGAGGUCUGGGGUAUACUUGGAGAGCCCAGGGCUAUACCCUUCUUUGGGGCUGUGUGGACCAACGAGCUUCUUCCUGGGGACAGAGUAACCCCUAUCCUGCCCUCUCUCGUCUGCGCCUGUGCCUACAUUUUAGGGAGGGCUCUGUCUUGUUCACUGAAUAUCCCACCCCCCAGCCCAGGGCCUGGUACAGCACAGGCCUUUAAUAAAUAUUUGAUAAACAAAUGAUGGCUGAAUGUUUCAGGGUAUUAGGGUGCCUCCUUCUGGUGGGGAGUUGGUCCUUUGCUGUUCACCCCCAGCCCCUUCCCGGAAGCUCCCUGUAUAGGCCUAAAGUUGACUUCAGUGUUGUCUCUUGGACACUGGGAACAUCUUGGUACAUCUUUGGGCAGCUGGGGAUGGUUUUAGGCUUUUGGGGUGAGAGGGAGGCUGGUCCCCGAAUCCACUUUAUUCAACAUCCCCCAUGACCCAGUUCUAACCUACAGAAUUUGGCGCCCUCCCCCACCAAAUCUCAGACAAAUAUGCCCUCUCAACGUCAGGGCCAUCCUCCCUGGAAACCCACCCUGACCUCUGCCUUCUACAGGGGGCCUGUCUCCCAUUAAACACCCACUCCUCACAGGGCUGAGCACAGCUGCAGCCUACGAGGCUUUUGUACCAAGUUUGGGGCCAGCAAACCUUUUCUUAAAUGGCCAGACCAAAAAUAUUUUAUGUUUUGCAGACCACGUGGUCUCAGCUGCAACUUCUCAACCCCGUUCUCGAUCCUCGUAGAUCUGAUGUGGUGACGGACACUGUGUCACAAAUGAAUGGGGUUGGCUGGGUUCUAAUAAAACUUUAUUUACAGACAGACGGCAGGCUCUCUGUUUGCUGACCCCUGAUUUAAGCAUUGGGUGAGCAGAUGGCCCGGUUUGCGUGGGACUCUGUGAUUUUAGCACUAGGAGCCCCAUUUGGGGGCAACUCCGCAGGCCCAGCAAGUCGGGAUGGUUGGCUGCCCUAUUCAUGCAACGCUCACCAUGUCCCUGCAUUACCGCAUUCGGACCCACGCUGACCCUGUGCCAAAGCUUCGACGGUGGCUGAGCCCGGAUUCAGACCUGGGAUCUUCUGCCUCCUGAAGCUUUUCUGUCCCUUGGGUACCGGGAGAAGGAGCUGUUGCUACAAGCGCUCUGUUCUACCUUUUGGGACAGGAAUACGCCUCAUCUUGGUGGGCUUUUUCUCUUCUAGAAAAAUACCUCCCGCGGCCUCUAUGGGAGCCACGGAUCCCUUCACUUCAGGGUGUGGCCUGCAGACAAAGUUCAAAGACAGGGUUGAGUCCCGGUAGGUAUUGGCUGCAGCUGGAGAAGUGGGGGGAGACAGGGGACAGGCAGGAGGGAACGUGGCAGGCCAUGGGGGCAGAGUCAGUGAGAAGUGGAAGAAUGUCGGCCCCCGGCCCCCUGACUCUCUGGAACCAGCGUGACGCACAAGGAAGGCGUUCGGGGCGCUUUGGUGGGAGAGGGGUGUCCACCCUGGGCUGGGGCAGCUGACCCUGGAAAAGGCGGGAUCGUGCAUUAGGAGAAACGUGCGUUUCCUCGCCCUUUGGAAGUGAUGAAAAAAAUCACACUGGGGACUUGACAUCCUGGAGCUGGGGACCCAGAGGCUGAAGGACUUGGGGGACAUCUGAGCAGUCUCCGUGGGGCCUUGUCACCCCAUCCUUCUGGGCAGGGAACAGGUCCCCGGGUUCUCCCCCUCCGCUGGAGGACACUGCAGCCCCAGGGGGCUCCCCUUUGGCGGCUUUUUCCAAGGCCUGGACCUAAGUGGGCGUCAGGGAUGACAGGUGCUUGAUGCGGCCACCAGAGGGCGCCCGCCACCAGCUCUUGGAGCCGUUGAGAGGCCGGCCCUUCCCAGUUUUUGAGGCGCAGGGAUUGCUGAGCCAGGGACCGGCUGCAGACCCAGAACAACGGGCUCCUUGGGUACAUUUGUACCCAGGCGGUGAUCUGUGGUGCUUGCCAAUGUCCUUGUGGUAAAUACUCCCAGGGCUGAUGCUGAGCCACCAACUAUGGAUAAAAUAAAUGAUACAACAAAUAAAAAUCUUCUCAAGAACAUAGAUAAAAGCAGAAUGUAGUAAAAUAAUUAGGAAGUGAUGAGUGUUGAGUAUUGGAGGUUUUUUAUAACUUAACUUUGACACAAGUGGCUUACAGAUUCUGAAAAUCUAACAGUGGGCCCUGGGAGACGGCUAUAGGCUGACUCCUCUUGCCCCCACCUCCCCUCGACCUUGAACAUCACCGCCUGCAUCACCCAUUCACCCAUUCGGCACAUAUAUUCUGAGCACGAACAUCUGCAACAUCUCCCACGAGUCCCCUCAAACAGCCUGGGAAGGAGGACUCGUAUUCUCCUCAUUUUACAGGAGCAACUGAGGCCAAAUCACCUGUCUCAGGUCACACAUAGGAUCUGGGACUGGAACCCAGGCCUGAAUCAGAAAACCCCGUUCCUACCACAGUGUUGUGCGGUCCUUGAGGUCCCAGCAGGGUUCCAGGGGGAAUGCCGUGCCCCAAACUCUCCCUGCUGCUGACCUGUCCUGGCGUCUGGAAGUCCCCAGCAGUCACGCUUGCAGCUCCUGGUGGCUGAGGGAAGGCGCUGGUACUGGGGAAGGUGACAGGGUCGAAGCCAGCUCCCUCCUUGCAGAGAGCAGGAUGCAGUAAAGCUGCGGUCCAGGACACAGAGAGAUGGCGGGGGGCGGGGGGCCCUGGGCAUUUAGCGCACGUCUAGCCCCGUGCCGAACGCUUCAGCUGCAGGAUCUACUCGGGCCUCACAACCACCUGGGACGUGAGUAUAAUUAUUAUCCCAUUUUACUGCUGGGGAAACUGAGGUUCAGGAGGCUAAUUCACUUGCACCAGCAGGGUGCAUUGCUAAGAAAGCAGAUUCUGCUGACUUCAGCUCUGGCGGCAGCGAAGGAAGGACGGUAGACAGGAAAUCAGGAAAUGGAGGGGACGCAUACUAAGUUUACUCUAGGUCUCUUGUGUCUUCCGGGCUGGGGUUGCCAGCCCUGCAAUGGUUCAUCCGGCAGCUGAUCUGGGCAGAGCCUCCUCAAGCUUGCCUUCUCUAUCCCGCCCCAUCUGCCACUCAGGCCAUAUAACUCGAAUGUCAUGGUGUGUCCAGCCUGUGCCAGGCACCAUGCUAGGUCCCGGGGAUGCCAUGUGGGGCUCCUGGCCUGGAGGGAGAGCGAUUCAUCAAAUGAUCACCUAGAGAAAUAGGAGAUCGUGGCUGGGCCCGGAGCCCCAAAGGAGGGGUGCUGGGGCUCAGAGCAUGUGCAAUGU